AUGGGUCGCAAGAACUUUCGCGGCGGUCGCAAAGGCGGUGGUAACAACCGAGGACCCCGCGGUGGAGGAGGCGGUGGUGGAGGAGACGAUCGCGCGCCCUCAUGGCGUUCCUACCCAGACGCUGCCAAGCAGCACGAGAAGCUCGAGAGGUACUACAACACCAUCCUGCCCCUCGACGACGACGAGAGAAAGCUCUUCUGGGAGGCGCUCAAGAAGGAGCUGCCCAACUCGUUCCGAUUCUGCGGUUCCAAGGGCCACGCCCUGGCCGUCAAGCGACUCCUGGAAGAGCGCUAUGUCCCCGAGAUCACCAAGAUCGAGCGCUUCGACGGCGAGCCUGUCGAGCCUCCCAAGGCCGUCGCCUGGUACCCUGACCAGCUCGCCUACUCCAUGAACACCCCGAAGCACGUCAUCCGCAAGUUCCCUCCCUUCGCCGCUUUCCAGAAGUUCCUGGUCUCCGAGACGAGCGUCGGCAACAUCAGCAGACAGGAGAUUGUCAGCAUGAUCCCGCCCCUGCUGAUGGACGUCAAGCCCGGCCACAAGGUUCUGGACAUGUGCGCCGCGCCCGGGAGCAAGUCCGCUCAGCUGGUCGAGAUGAUCCACAUGGGCGAGGAGUCCAGGAUCCAACAGGUGCUGCAGUCCUUUGGCGAGAACAAGGCCGAGCCCUCCGGAGACGAUGCCGCAGAUCUCGCAGCCGACCCAUCCGACGACGGAAGGGCCACCGGCCUCUUGGUCGCCAACGACGCCGAGUACAAGCGCUGUCACAUGCUUACACAUCAGCUCAAGCGACUUUCCUCCCCGAACAUUCUUGUCACCAACCACGAUGCGACCCUUUUCCCUUCCAUCAAGGUCAAGAGGGACCCCAAAGACCCGGAGAAGAACCAUUACCUGAAAUUCGACCGGAUCCUCGCCGACGUCCCUUGCUCUGGCGACGGUACCAUGAGGAAGAACAUGAACCUCUGGAAGGAUUGGCAGCCAGGCAACGCCCUAGGCCUUCACAUCACACAGAUCCGCAUCCUAGUGCGUGCUCUUCAGUUGCUGAAGGUCGGUGGCAGGAUUGUCUACUCCACUUGCAGCAUGAACCCGGUCGAGAACGAGGCAGUCAUCGUGUCUGCAAUCGAACGGUGUGGAGGACCCGACAAGGUCGAUAUCAUUGAUUGCAGUGACAGGCUCCCAGGACUUCAGCGCAAGCCCGGCAUGCACCAAUGGCAGAUCAUGGAUAAGGGUGGUCGUAUUUGGAACAGCUGGGAGGAAGUACAGCAGCACAUGGCAACCCAGGAUGAUGGUGCCAUCCCUGGCAAGGUUGCGCAGACCAUGUUCCCCAGACCUGACGACAGUGACUGCUCGGGCUUGCCACUAGACCGAUGCAUGCGUGUCUACGCACACCAGCAGGACACCGGCGGUUUCUUCAUCACAGUUCUUGAGAAGAAGGCCGAAAUCAAGGCCAAACCUGAGGCACAGCCGCAGCAAAAGACAGACAAAGCCACCAACGGCGCCAACAAGGAAGUCGCAGAGGAAGUUGCCGCCAAGUUGGAGGUCGAGGAGGAGAAGGCUGCCGAUGGCGAGCCUACGGAUGUCAUUCCGACGAACGGCGUCAAGAGAACCAGGGAGGAGGGUGAUGCUGACGGAGAACAAGACACGAAGAAGGCUAAGACUGAGGCGGUAGCUGACAAAGUCGACGAGGUGAUGUCAGAGGCAGCACCUGCUGCCGAGACAGAAGCCAUCGUAACAGAGCCAACAUCGGAGGUCGCAACUCCCAGCGAGAACACCGCCGUACCUGCUCAGCAGAAGAAACCUCUAAAGCCGGGAAGAAACUCAGAUGGGUCAUACGAGGAGCCUUUCAAAUACCUGGCAGAGGACCACGACGUUUUGAGCAAUAUCCGCCAGUUUUACAAGGUUUCGGACCGUUUCCCCAAGGACCGUUACAUGGUGCGGAACGCAGCAGGCGAACCCGCGAAGGCGAUAUAUUACACCAGUGCUCUGAUCAGAGACAUCUUGGUGGAGAACGAGGGACGUGGCAUUAAGUUUGUCCAUGCCGGUGUGAAGAUGUUCAUGAAGCAAGACGCCCCGUCUGCCGAUAUCUGCCGAUGGCGCAUUCAGUCCGAGGGCAUGCACAUGAUUGAAGGCUACGUCGGCUCUGACCGUGUCAUCCGCUUGACGAACAAGGAGACCUUCCACAAACUUCUGAGGGAGAUGUUCCCCAGGUUCUCAGACAAUGACUGGGUUAAGCUCAACGAGAUUGGCGAGCAAGCCCGUGACAUCGGCAUGGGCUGUUGUGUACUCAGAGUCGAGCCCGACGGCACGGACCCAGACUUCAAGGAGCGAAUCGUCCUGCCUCUGUGGAAGAGCUACAUGUCGCUGAACCUGAUGCUACCCAAGGAGGACAGGUCCGCCAUGUUGCUGCGUGUUUUCAAUGACACGACGCCCGUCAUCAACCAGUCGCUCAAGGAGUCUGCCAAGAAAGAGGCCGAAGCCGAAGCAAAGGACCAGGACGCUGUGACGGAAGGCAAGGAGGGAGAGGAUGGUGAGCCGGCGGCAUCUGAGACGAAGGAAGAGGAGCCCGUGGGAGCUUAG
Neoarthrinium moseri is the source of this 2571-nucleotide messenger RNA. RefSeq lists its product as uncharacterized. The coding region runs from base 1 to 2571 and encodes 856 amino acids. NCBI's taxonomy places the organism in Eukaryota, Fungi, Ascomycota, Sordariomycetes, Amphisphaeriales, Apiosporaceae. Gene Ontology annotation, molecular function: tRNA binding; tRNA (cytidine-N5)-methyltransferase activity. Gene Ontology annotation, cellular component: cytoplasm; nucleus. The record is from RefSeq and is a predicted model, not a curated record. The transcript is spliced from 2 exons. Gene Ontology annotation, biological process: tRNA methylation.